Didymodactylos carnosus is the source of this 399-nucleotide messenger RNA. Lineage: Eukaryota; Metazoa; Rotifera; Eurotatoria; Philodinida; Philodinidae. The record is from the annotation of a GenBank genome assembly.
AUGGCUGGGCCACCGGAAGAUCGACCUUGUUUUAAAAAUCUUAAGGACGUAUUUACUCAAUUACAAUUUAAGACAGAUGAAACUCAUAAAGUUUUACAAGACUUCUUGGACCAUACCGGGGUAUCCACUAAUAGUAUGAAUCGAUGGACGGACAAGAUAUUACAUAAAGAUACAGACCACGAAGGCAUCGUAGGUUACUUCUGUGGGCUACCAGUUAUAGACGGAAAUCAAUGUCCGGCUGAUGAUAUACCAUGGAAAGUUUUUGUAGGUAAAAGUGGCGAGGGACUAUCAUCUAAGUAUAUAAAAUUUAAUAGUGCCGCUGAGAUGGUCUCGUUCAUUACAGCAAAUUGUGAAAAAAGAGAUGACGUUAGUGAUGAGAAAAGACUGGAAACGGAUUGA